AUGGCUCUCAAAGCUUCUCAAGUGGCUUGCCGACCCUCGGAACUGGCUCACUUCGUCCUCCGGAGCAAGAAUCCACAGCAGUUGGUUGAAUUCUACAAAAACUUUCUCAACGCCAAGAUCACGCACUCGAGCGAUCUUAUCACAUUCAUGACCUGGGACCACGAGCACCACCGUUUGGCGGUUCUCAACGACCCAAACGCGGUACCAAAACCGGAGAACGCAGUCGGCGUGGACCAUCUCGCGCUCACGUUCGACUCGUUGGGGCACUUACUACAGGCAUACAAAGCCCGAAAAGAAUUUGGCAUUGAACCUGCUUACUGUGCCAACCACGGCAUGUCUACGAGCAUGUACUACAAGGACCCGGACGGCAACAAGAUCGAAAAUCAAGUCGAUGCGUUCGAAACCAAGGAGGACGCUAUUCAGUACAUGAUGAAUGCCGAGUUUACCGAAGACCCCCGUGGACCACGGUUCGAUCCGGAGGAACUUUUGAAGAGAUAUGAGGCUGGCGAGGAUGAGAAAUCUUUGAUGAAACGGGGAGCUUUAGCCCCGGAAAGCAUGAACCCUCUGUAA
Molecule: messenger RNA, 570 nt
Organism: Colletotrichum spaethianum
Lineage: Eukaryota; Fungi; Ascomycota; Sordariomycetes; Glomerellales; Glomerellaceae
Product: biphenyl-2,3-diol 1,2-dioxygenase 3
Exons: 1
Coding region: 1-570 (189 amino acids)
Source: RefSeq, a predicted model, not a curated record